AUGAAGAAGCCAACCGUUGCUGUUGACUUGGAGGCAUUUCUCCGUGCGUCGUUUCCGUCGCGCCGCGAUUUUUUCACAACCGAGGACGCCACCCGUGCGCUUGCUGAUUACACGGGAGCAUCAUUUUGGGAAACGUCUCUGGUGGUGGACAUGCGUCAGUCACACCACACCAUGGAACAGAUGCAAACAUACGCGACGCGAAUAGCUGGGGGAAGGCGGGGAAACGGUGAGGAGGGCCCCCGCAUGACAGCGAUGCUGCCGGGAAUUCAGGACUCACAUGGAGGCAAAGAAGCCGCGUGGGAAAGUGGCGACGGUUCGGUCCGCUCCCUGCCCGUCAAGCCGUGCGUGGAGCGAAACAGAAAGACAUGCAAGCAGUUUUGGGAAAAUGGUGCGUGCAAGUUUGGUUCACGGUGUCUCUAUCAUCACUUGGCACCCUCGCAGGGGCAUUUGGCUGACCCGAGUGUGACGAAGGCAUCCCUCGGCCACUGUUUUGGCAUCGCGAACCGAUGCGUGGAAGAGCUACCAAAGCCCAAUGUCUCUGGCGGACCAUCGGAUUUGAAUUCAAAGGAAGGGAACCGUGAGGUGCUGGCUGCCCUGCCAUCAUCCGCCAACAACUACUCCUCCUCGGCUCCAAGGUCACACAGUGGGGCUCUGAGGGCCACGACAGCAAUGCCGCAGGAACCCCCAAAGCCGCUUGGCGGGACGGCGUGUCCGGUGUUUGCGGCCUUUGGCGGGGUUGUUGUGCUUCCGGUUUCGCUGCCGGAUGGAUCUAUAUGCGGCUACGCCCCUUUCCCACUGCAGAUGCCACUUGUUCGAUUUCCUCGUCCAUAA
Molecule: messenger RNA, 831 nt
Organism: Trypanosoma cruzi
Lineage: Eukaryota; Euglenozoa; Kinetoplastea; Trypanosomatida; Trypanosomatidae
Exons: 1
Coding region: 1-831 (276 amino acids)
Molecular function (GO): metal ion binding
Source: RefSeq, a predicted model, not a curated record